Molecule: messenger RNA, 765 nt
Organism: Tachysurus vachellii
Lineage: Eukaryota; Metazoa; Chordata; Actinopteri; Siluriformes; Bagridae
Gene: tshba
Product: thyroid stimulating hormone subunit beta a
Exons: 3
Coding region: 210-641 (143 amino acids)
Biological process (GO): G protein-coupled receptor signaling pathway
Cellular component (GO): cytoplasm; extracellular region
Molecular function (GO): hormone activity
Source: RefSeq, a predicted model, not a curated record
GCAGGCCUAUAGCAUGGUCUAGAGGUGCGUGUAGUGAGUGCAGCUGGGUUGAGGACGAGGCAAUGGUUUUAUGAAUGUUGUGCUAUGGGUGAUCUGCAGAUAAGGAGACAGUGGGAUUAGGUAGGAAAAAGGGAUCAAUAUAAAAGCAGAAUCCUCACAGAAUAAAUAGGAGUCUGGCAGCCACUAUACACAGCUUGUCAAGAGACACGAUGUUUGCUCCUGUGUUCAUGGCUGGUAUUUUAGGCCAUCUUGUUGGAUCAGCUGUACCUAUGUGUGUCCCAACAGAAUACACUUUCUAUGUUGAGAAACAAGAAUGUAACUACUGUGUGGCCAUCAACACCACAAUAUGCAUGGGCUUCUGUUUUUCGAGGGACAGUAACAUGAAAGAACUGGUGGGACAUCGUUUUCUAUUCCAGAGGAGCUGCACCUAUCAGGACUUGGAGUACCGUACAACAGUUUUGCCUGGCUGUGCUCUUCAUGCUGAUUCUUACUUCACCUAUCCAAUUGCUCUCAGCUGCCAUUGCAGCAUGUGUAACACACACAGUGAUGAGUGUGCCCACAAAACCAGAUUCAGUUCAGCCAAAUGCUCCAAACCAGUCCGGCAUUUGUAUCCCAGUCCCAGGGAGAUCGAUUACAUCUAAUCCAGCUUCUGUGAUACUUUUUAUAUUAGCUUUAUUUCAGUGUCAGAUUGGACACUUGAUGACUUUGUUUUGACCUGAUCUAUACAUGUAAUAAAAACUACGAAUGUAAUAAAAACCUGUCUGC